AGCAGCAGGGAGCGAUUCGAACAACCGACGCAGAGGUUUCAUUUAGGGACGUUGAAGAAGUUGAGCCAGCCACUCAACAGGACCCACGAGGUUCGGGCUAACCCUGCUUCUGGCUUGGGUGCCACCCUGGCGGCGCCCUCGGGAAGUCAGCCUGCAGCCUCUGGCCGAGGGGAUGGGCAACUCUGACCUGCUGUGCAAGCAAUGGCACCACCAGUGCCCUGGACGCGGGGGGGCCUCGCUGGCUAAGCAUCCCCACCAGGUCUGAUUGCCCCCUUCCCCCACGCCGUGCCUUGGAGAUCCUAAGCUGUGGCCAAUAUGAUGGAUGAUGCCACGGAGCUGAGGACUGACGGAAACUCCCUCCUGAAGGCUGUGUGGUUGGGGAGGCUCCGGCUGACCCGACUCCUCCUGGAAGGGGGAGCUUACAUCAAUGAGAGCAACGACAAGGGUGAAACAGCUCUCAUGGUGGCAUGCAUCACCACACACGUGGACCAGCAGAGCAUUAGCAAGUCCAGGAUGGUGAAGUUUCUGCUGGACAACAGGGCAGACCCCAACAUCCAGGACAAGUCGGGCAGGACGGCGCUCAUCCACGCAUGCAUCAGAAGGGCAGGGGGAGACGUGGUCUCCUUGUUGCUGGAGAACGGAGCCGACCCCAGCCUCGAGGAUCGCACGGGGGCCUCAGCUCUGGUUUAUGCCAUAAAUGCCGACGACAAGGACGCACUGAAGCACCUCCUCGAUGCCUGUAAAGCCAAAGGGAAGGAAGUGAUUAUUAUCACAACGGACAAGUCAUCCUCAGGUACCAAAACCACCAAACAGUAUCUUAAUGUCCCUCCUUCGCCCAAAGUGGAAGGCAGACAGUCGCCUCCCCUGUGCACAUCUCCUUCUGACGUUGAACUGACAGCUCCGGUCCUGGCUUCUCCACCUAGUGAGAAAGGUGACUUCUUCAGCAUCCAAACGGGAUCCCAAAGUGGUAAUACUCCUAAGGUCCUCAAUGAGCCUGGAUCACCUACCAGGAAAGUCUCUAGUCUCAAAAGAGCCCGUUUGCCCCAGCUGAAGAGGCUCCAGUCUGAGCCCUGGGGCUUGAUUGCUCCGUCUGUACUGGCGGCCUCCAAACGUCGGGAUGAAACUCACAGCACCAGCACAGACAACGAGGUCAUCAGGAGCAUCAGUGACAUGUCCUUCCCUAAAAGGGGACCCCUCUCUAGAGCCAACAGUAUUGAUGGUAAAGACCCCACACUCUUCCUCACAGUCCAGGAACAAUUUGGGAAGGUUCCAGCCCCUUCUGCUGCAGCAUCCUGGAAAGUAGCCUAUGAGAAGGGCCAGGCUCCUCACCCACGUCUAGUCAGAAGAGGAACACUUCCGGUUGAUCAAGAGAAGGGUGGGGCGUGUCCUCCAGGACCUUCAGCUCUGAAAGAGCCAACAUCUCUCAAAUGGCUAGAAGAUGAUCUCUACGGCUUAGACUUACAGCCAGGGGCUGAGCCAUCCAACUCCACGUCCCUUGAGGCAGGCAAAGGACCGUUAGAUAGAAAGAGGCUCAACAGCUCCCACCUGUCCCUUUUCCACGGCUCUCGGGAGUCCCUGGACGCUGUGUCCAGCACGUCUCCUGGCUCCGUGCGCCGCAGGCCACCGCAUCUUUUAGAAAGACGAGGUUCGGGAACUCUGCUACUAGACCGCAUUGCUCACACGAGGCCUGGCUUUCUUCCACCUUUAAAUGUCAAUCUGAACCCACCGAUCCCAGAUAUUAGAUCCAGCAACAAACCUGCUGCUCCUCUUGCUAGUGGCUUAAAAUCUAUGGUUCCUGUAGCUCCAACUUCACCAAAGAGAGUGGACUUGAGAAGUAAAAAGAAACUCCUCAGAAGGCAUUCUAUGCAGGUCGAACAGAUGAAGCAGCUAUCUGACUUUGAAGAAAUCAUGACCUAG
Messenger RNA from Jaculus jaculus (lesser Egyptian jerboa), 1917 nucleotides. RefSeq names its product ankyrin repeat domain 34C (gene Ankrd34c). The transcript is spliced from 2 exons. The record is from RefSeq and is a predicted model, not a curated record. The coding region runs from base 316 to 1917 and encodes 533 amino acids. Gene Ontology annotation, molecular function: protein binding. NCBI's taxonomy places the organism in Eukaryota, Metazoa, Chordata, Mammalia, Rodentia, Dipodidae.